CCCAUCAUUGGUGUCUGUGGCAGGAAUAGUGCCCCAUCGUUGGUGUCAGUGGGAAAAACAGUGCCCCAUAAUUGGUGUCAGUGGGAGGAAUAGUGCCCCAUCGUUAGUGUCACUAGGAGGAAUAGUGCCCCAUCAUCAGUGUCAGUGGGAGGAAUAAUGUUCCAUUAUUGAUGUCAGUGGAAGGAAUAGUGCCCCAUUAUUGGUAUCAGUGGGAGGAACAGUACCCCAUCAUUGGUGUCAGUGGGAGGAAUAGUGCCCCAUUGUUGGUAUCAGUGGGAGGAACAGUACCCCAUCAUUGGUGUCAGUGGGAGGAACAGUGCCCCAUCAUUGGUGUCAGUGGGAGGAAUAAUGCUCCAUCAUUGAUGUCAGUGGAAGGAAUAGUGCCCCAUUGUUGGUAUCAGUGGGAGGAAUAG
Messenger RNA from Staurois parvus, 413 nucleotides. NCBI's taxonomy places the organism in Eukaryota, Metazoa, Chordata, Amphibia, Anura, Ranidae. The record is from the annotation of a GenBank genome assembly.